GCUGCAACGUCCAGCUGAGUCGAUCUCGUCUGGACCGCGGCCUCACCCGCUGCGCCCAACACGGGCGAGGGCUGCGGGCUGGCAACCCCGCCCAACGCCGUGUGCGCAGCGGCCUCAUCUGUUUGCGGCCGAACUGCCACCGGCGUCUCAGCCAGCCCCGCAUCCGCGGAGGUGCAUGCCGUUGCGCGGAGCAUGGAGGCCCGUGGCCAGCCGGGAGACCGGUAACCGCGCUGAGCCGGCUCCGUGCAGCGACGGAUGCGCAGCUGGAGCGGAGCGCAAGGACACUCGCCGAACGGUCCUGCAUGGGCAGCCGCCUCUUGCUGCAAAUGCUGCGACAGCACCAGGGACAUCCCAACACUCCGCAAGGAGUGAUUGGCGAACUGGAGAGUCCCUUGGAGAGCCCUGAGAUGAGUGCUAUGCAGGUCGGCGAAAGUGCGGAGCUGCUGCUGCUUAAUGCAGCUUUGGCACGGCGCCUCUCCCCGACGGCAGCUGUGCAGCUGGGGUGGCAGUCUUCUUGGCAACCACAUGUGGUGUGCCGAAAGCUGCUGGACCUUGCUGCGACUGGCGCGGGGGUGCUGAGCAGCAGCCACUACGUGGCCGUGUUCAACCAGGCCCAGGCAGCCGGCCACCAGCGUGCCGACCUCCGCCGCCUACUUCAACGUCAGGUUCUGGGACCGGUUGAGGCGGCUUGGGCGCAGCGAGCCACUUUGUUGGCGCUCGCCCAGCGGCCUGUUUGGCGACCUUUGCUGGAGGCCCUCGCAGAACUCCCUGGUCAUGGACCCUACUGGGCAGGCAAACUCGCGUGGGACCUGCGGGCUUUGAAUGUAGCCACGCCGUUCCCACGCGAUCGGAAGAGGUUUGCCCUGUGGGGUACAACUGGGGCAACGCGAGGGCUCAAUCUCCUCUUAGGGCGCCCACGCAAUGCCUUUCUGGAGCCAGCUUGCUGCCGUGCUUGGGGGAGACUCCUUCUCCGCUUUAUGGAAAAAGUCUGCCCCCAGACAAUUUUGGGGGAGCACCCGACGCACGAACUCCACUGCAUUGCGUGGUGGUGCUGCGAGCUGUCCAAGACGGCUUCAGAUGUUUGGGCGCCAGCUGGGUGA
Symbiodinium sp. CCMP2592 is the source of this 1100-nucleotide messenger RNA. The record is from the annotation of a GenBank genome assembly. Lineage: Eukaryota; Dinophyceae; Suessiales; Symbiodiniaceae.